This is a messenger RNA of Gigantopelta aegis, 2350 nucleotides long. Its product is annotated as toll-like receptor 13. Gene Ontology annotation, molecular function: transmembrane signaling receptor activity; protein binding. The coding region runs from base 229 to 2184 and encodes 651 amino acids. The record is from RefSeq and is a predicted model, not a curated record. Gene Ontology annotation, cellular component: membrane. The transcript has 2 exons. Lineage: Eukaryota; Metazoa; Mollusca; Gastropoda; Neomphalida; Peltospiridae. Gene Ontology annotation, biological process: toll-like receptor signaling pathway; immune response.
UCACAAUCACGUGGUGGUGUUCUAAAACUGGGCGGCGAGACCACUGAAUAGGCCUAACAGUUCAGGAAUUUGAUCCACAUACAACUCUUAUAUUACUUCGAAAGGAGGACGUUUUCACGUGGAGAAAGGGAAUAAAUUAAUAUGUGUUGUUGAUUAAACAGUGGAGUAGUUAGCAUGUAGAAUGCGCUGGGUUCGUGUGUACGCAUUAGCCAAAAUUCCUAUCAAAACAUGACCUGGCUAGGCUUGUUGCUCACCACAGCAACUGUAGUAGGUGGGUUAGUACAUUGUCUCACUCCCAGCUUACUGUGUCCAAGUGUCUGCGAAUGCAACUUCAAAACCAAAACAGCUAUCUGCGGUCUUAAGACACACGGUCUCAGCUACAUUCCUGCAAUACCAGGUUACGUUCGACGGUUCGCUUUACUGAAUGGAAAUAUAUCUACUGUGGACAGGCAGGUCAUGUCGCCCGUUUCUAAACACAGACUUCUUUCACUGACACUUGCCACAAGCCAAAUCAGAAACAUAUCUGAGGACGUGUUUGAGGAUUUUCAGAAUCUGACUUACCUCGAUCUCCGAGAGAAUUCAAUACCUGUCCAAUUGUUACAACCAGCGUUCAGAAGUCUUGGGGAUAGUGUGCGAAACGUCGUUCUAAGGAAUAUGAACAUUAGGUUUAUUCCAUUUAAUUUAUUUCAGACAAAGAACGCAAAAAAUAUUAAACAUUUGGACAUGGGUAACAACGACAGACUCGUAGCCGAGUUUUGCCGGCCCAACGGAAGUUCUGUUUAUUCCCAUCUCGGGUAUAUAAAUCUACAAAAUACCGGAAUACAAUCAAUAAACAGUGGUUCAUUUUCUUGUCUUAAUUCCAUUAGACAUAUAGAACUCAGCGAAAAUCCAAUCACAGUUCUUGGGAACAACAGUUUCAGCAAUCUUCCCCGUUUAAACAAACUGCAUCUGAUGAAAUUACAGUCUCUGAAAACGAUAGAAGAACUGGCCUUUAACUCAACUUCCCUCGAAGAAUUAAUACUAUCUGGCGCGUCGAAAUUCAGAGACAGUACGUUCCCGGGGGAUUUUCCUUUUAAAUGGGCACCUCGACUUAUGCAACUACAACUUCAACGAACUCGCAUCGGCCUUUCCAAAAACGCUCUGCGUUCUAUGUUGUUGCAGUUAAAAUCCAUUACGUAUUUAAAUCUGCAGAAGACGUGGCUCUAUGAACUACCACCCGACACGCUUGGAAAACUCCCGAAUCUCAUUCGACUGGACCUACAAGGAAAUUAUUUGCCUACUUGGAGUGACAGAACCUUCGCCAACGUAACUCGCCUGCAAUAUUUGAAUCUUGCCGGGUGCCGUAUCAGUACUAUUAACGAAACGUCAUUUCCGGUCGAGAUGCUAAAAAGCAUUAAGAAGUUCAAUCUUGGAAGUAAUCCGUUUUUCUGCAAUUGCGAUUUGUUAUGGUUUCGCACAUGGAUGAAUGACGCGAUGAGAAACAAGAGUAUAUGUUUUGUAAACUAUCCGCGAACGUAUUACUGCAAAAACCUAGGUAGCAUUCACCUGAAUAGAUUUAAUCCGACGCAUGCCUCGUGCGUGGUUCUGAGCCCAUACAUCAUUGCUGCUAUAGCCGUCUCUGCUUUUGCUGUUGUUCUUUCAGCGGUUUCUCUCGUGGUGUACCGUAACCGCUGGAACAUUCGUUACUGCAUGUACUCGCGAAGAAGAUGCCAGUAUCAGAAGCUACCAGGCAGAGAUACGGAAUUAAAAUUCGACGCCUUUGUGUCCUUUGAUUCGCACGACAUUGACUGGAUGAUGACAGAAGUGUGUUCUUUUCUGGAAAAUGACCUGGGACUCAAGCUGUGUAUUCACAGGCGAGACUUCGAGGGCGCGAAAAUGAUCAUAGACAAUAUUAUGGACUGCAUGGAACAGAGCAAGAAGACCAUUCUCGUAGUAUCCAAUGACUUUGCCAGGAGCCACUGGUGCCGCUGUGAGGUCCAGCUUGCCCUGUACGACCACUUUAAGAAUGGCAAGGAUGUGGUGAUUGUCAUCAGGGAGCCUGUAACCAAGAAGCUAAUGUUCAAGUCUCUGAAAGCUUUGUUUGCCAGCACUACCUACAUACAAUGGGAGGACAGUAGAACUGUGAAGGAAGUUUUUAGAUGCAGGUUGGCAAAAGCAAUGGGGUGUAGAGGUGUGAACAUAUAGCUUCAUUACAUAUUGUCAAAAUUGCCCCUUAAAGUUUUCUGCCCCGAGUCAGGCCACUGGCAUCCAGAGACGAGACUCGGGAUAGACAUGCUCGAAACCUUCGUGGUAUAUGAGCAUGUAAAAAUCUUCAAGUCAAGUCAUUACAUAUAUACAAGAAUACUAGUAG